UCAUGAAGUUCAUAUAUUACGGACUUGCUUAUUUGUUUCUCCAUAUUUGUAUUCUACAGAGUACAAAUUGUAGCAAAAUACUGGUUUGGUAUACUGAAUACAGUCACUGGAUUAACCUGAAACCUGUGCUGGGAAGACUAGUAGAGAGAGGGCAUGAAGUCACAGUGGUGGCUCCUAAUGCUUCCCUUUCAAUGGACCCAACUGAAGAUUCACCCUGGAGCUACAAGAUAUUCAAUACGUCAGUUUCUGUGGAGCAAAUGAACAGUUGUUUAGAAGAGUUUGUUAACUUUUCAAUGUAUGAAAUGGAACACAUGAACCUUUUGGAGAUAUUUGUUGAAUUCUACCUAAUACUAAACAAAGAAAUGAAGCUGUUCCUUGAGAUAUUUAAGGGACUAUUGGAGUCAGAGCAAUUAAUGGAGAGUUUGAGAAAAGAUGAAUUCCAAGUCAUACUGGUUGAUCCAAUCUAUCCAUGUGGAGAGCUGGUAGCUGCAAAGCUCGGCAUCCCUCUGGUGUACACGCUACGCUUCUCUGCUGCCAACGUCAUGGAAAGGCUCUGUGGGCAACUGCCAGCACCCCCAUCGUUCGUACCGGGUGCGAUGAGCAAGUAUACUGACCAGAUGGGAUUUAUUGAUAGAAUGAUGAACUUACUCUUCUACUGGUCUCAGGAUCUACUUGCUACGAUGCUAUGGAGAGACUUAGACAAGUUCUACAGUGAAAUUUUAAGUAAACCCACCACCGUUUGUGAGACAAUGGGGACGGCUGAUAUCUGGCUGAUUCGCACAUACUGGGAUUUCGAGUAUCCACGACCUUUUCUUCCCAACUUUAAGUUUGUUGGAGGACUUCACUGUAAGCCUGCUAAGCCGCUCCCUCAGGAUAUGGAGGAGUUUGUGCAGAGUUCUGGGGAUGAUGGUAUUGUUGUAUUCUCACUCGGGUCAAUGGUGAAGAACCUCACCAAAGAGAAAGGAGAAAUGAUUGCUACAGCUCUCGGACAGUUACCGCAGAAGGUUCUCUGGAGAUACAGCAAAGAACAUCCAGAGAAUUUGGCCCCAAACACCAAGAUUUAUGACUGGAUGCCUCAGAAUGAUCUGUUAGGCCACCCAAAGACCAAGGCCUUCAUCACUCAUGGUGGGACAAAUGGAGUGUAUGAAGCUAUCUACCAUGGGGUACCCAUGGUGGGAAUCCCCUUGUUUGCUGACCAACCGGACAACAUGAUCCACAUGCGUGCUAAAGGGGCUGCUGUCAUCCUCGAUUUUAACUCCAUGCAGUCCAAAGAUCUCGUUGAUGCCAUCAGGACCGUGAUCCAUGACCCAUCGUAUAAGGAGAAUGCAAUGAGACUGUCAAGGAUUCAACACGACCAGCCAAUGACCCCACUGGACCAAGCAGUAUUCUGGAUCGAGUUUGUGAUCCGGCACAAAGGAGCCAAGCACCUCCGUGUGCAGGCACACAACUUGACCUGGUAUCAGUACCACAGUCUGGACGUGUUGGCCGUGCUGCUAACCACGGUGGCACUGGCGGUCCUCCUCUUCCUCAAAACCUGCAGAUUCUGCUUCAGGAAGUGCUGCAGGAAACCAAAAACGAAAAGCAAAAGCGAAUGACUUCUGUAUUAUUGCUUCUUAUUGUGUAUUUCAUAAGUGACAAAAUGUUCCUCUUCUUUAAAUGGUAAUAUUUUGAAAUAGCAGAACUUAAUGAAUUCCUUCUCCUUGUGUGGCUUAUAGUUCAACACCAGAGCUCCAUUAAAAUGUAAAUGCAAAAAAUGCAAACAGCAGCAAAUGCAAAAUGUGCAUGCAAAUAAGGCACGAUUAUUUCUCCAGGACCCGAGGUCAUGUGUAUAAUGAGGGUAGGAUUACUGCAGCAAUCUGAUCGCCUACAUUAUCCCACAGGACUCCUUCUUCAUUGCAGAUAUAAUUCACACUAUUGUUGCAUAAAUACAGCUUAUGGUCCUGCAGGUUCCCCCAGCAAUUUUUCAUAUGGUGUCUCUCCCUCCCAUUCGGCAAAUUUAAUCAUCAGCACCUCCAAUUUCAUCGGCUGCAUGUAUAUAUAUAUAUAUGGCCUCUUUGGUGAGUGGUUUGGGCCACACAUCCAGAAGGCCGAGGAUUUACAUCCCAGGGUAAGACCCUCAUACCUGACUGCUCUAGGGCUGUUAGAAUCUGGGUGACCCUAAUCUCUCACCCCAAACUUCCUUCACUUGUAUGAUGCUUUGGAAAUAAACAAAGUGACGCUUGUCGA
This is a messenger RNA of Brienomyrus brachyistius, 2226 nucleotides long. RefSeq names its product UDP-glucuronosyltransferase 2A1-like. Bases 3 to 1595 code for a protein of 530 amino acids. Gene Ontology annotation, molecular function: UDP-glycosyltransferase activity. The transcript is spliced from 6 exons. Lineage: Eukaryota; Metazoa; Chordata; Actinopteri; Osteoglossiformes; Mormyridae. The record is from RefSeq and is a predicted model, not a curated record.